AUAAUUGAUGAACAGAAUGCUAAACAUGUUAAGAUCUUUGGUAAUAAUAAGACUGAAAGAAUAAGAAUGUUAUAAACAUAUUUUCGAUUUUGUCGUUUCUAAUUAAAUUUUUCUUGGUGGUUUUGGUUUGAAGAAAGCGAAUCACUGCAAUCGUCUUCACCACGAACGGUUCUUUAAGGGUGCUUAAAGGAGAGAGUUUACCAGUGACCCACUUGUCUCGUGAAGAUGUAUGCCAUCCUCGGCCUCGUGGCCAGUCGGUAGCAGCGUGCUGUGGCGCUCACCUGUCUGCAGUUCGUCAGCAGCCAGCACCGGUGGUUUUCUUCCUGGUGCACGACACGAGAUCGAGAACUCUGUGUGUCCAAGCAAGUGCCGUUCUUCUUCCUCUUCUUCUUUCUCGUUUACGUUUAAUAAAGCGCGCGCGCGAGUGAUUUCCUCAAAGUUUUUUUAUUCUUUAACGAAGAGUUUAGGAAGAUCAAAGGAUUUCAAUCCAAUUUUAUGAAUAAACUAAAAUUGUUAUAGAUAAUCCACAAAACUAAGAAUAAUGGACAUUGGAUGAACAAGAAAAUCCGAAAUAAUAAUUAAAGUGUUUCUUAAUUAAAGUGUAACAGUUUAUCAUUCUGAUAUGAAUUCGAGGAUAAAACGACUAAUCGGGCCCAGUAUGCUCUGGAUGGUUUUGUUGAGCGCCGUGUCACUGUGGGCAGCUCCAGCGUACCAAAUCAGCCCGAAACCUUGCUACGUCGACGGCAUGGAAGGAACUUGCAUGUUCGUCUGGGAAUGCAUCAAAUCAGAAGGUUACCACAUAGGGAUGUGCGUCGAUACCUUCAUGUUCGGAUCAUGUUGCGCCCAUAAUAUCACAGAGAACACGGUUUUGCCGCAGUAUUCAAAUAAGCCGUCUAUUUUAUACACUCCGCCUAGUCAUCAUAGUCACGUUACAAGAAAACCGACACAAAAUAAAUUUACUACUAGUCGACUUAAAACUACCAGUAAACCUAAGGGAUCGAUACAAACCACAAAAUCGACCAUUUCAUCGCCAUCUAACGAUGGUAGGCCGAAUCAGUCGACGAAACCUGCAACAGUUCCAACAAGAUUCACCUUAAAACCGCCUCUAACUCAAAGUGGGUAUCACGUGGCUAAUUCUAUUUUGGUUCAUUCAAAACCCGGAUGGCAAACAACCACCGAACCGGGAUUUAUAACCCUUUUAAAUAACCAAAAUACGAUUUCAACGCAAACCAAACCGGUCACUCUAUAUCAAUUUACAACCGAGCCGGGUUUCGUAACGAAACAAAAAACGAAACCUCCUUAUAAUAAGCCAACUAAACCAACAAAGAAACCUUUGUCUUUUACCACUGGUAAAAGUACCAUAAAGUUUUCUUCUAAAACAACUUCAACAUCUACAACAACAACAACAAAACCAACUACAAGAUUAACAACAACAAUACAAUCAGUAAUUCCAAUAAAUCCAUCUCAAGAAUCAAGUACAGAGCAAAUGAUCACCUCCACCUCCACCAUUUCUGCAGUUCCACUUCACGAAGCUCGAAGUAGUUGUGGUGUACCAAGUUUAUUUCCUCAACCUCAAAUGAGAAUAGUCGGCGGAAAAGACGCUCCUUUCGGUCGAUGGCCGUGGCAGGUAUCCGUGAGACGGUUUGGUUUUCUAACCAGCACGCAUCGAUGUGGAGGAGCCAUUUUAAAUGAAAAUUGGAUUGCGACAGCUGGACAUUGCGUAGAUGAUUUGAUGAAUUCGCAAAUUCGCAUUCGCGUCGGUGAAUACGACUUCUCGAACAUGGAGGAAAUGUUACCUCACGUAGAAAGGGGCGUAGUGAGUAAAAUCGUCCAUCCAAAGUACAACUUUUACACGUACGAAUACGACUUGGCUCUGGUUAAGCUCGAUAAACCCCUAGAUUUCGCCCCGCACAUCAUGCCCAUCUGUCUACCCGGAUCUGAUGAUCUUUUGGUUGGGGAAAACGCGACCGUAACCGGUUGGGGACGUUUAAGCGAAGGAGGUCUUUUGCCCACCGUUUUACAAGAAGUUCACGUUCCGAUCGUAAGCAACGAAGACUGUAAAAGUAUGUUUUUACAAGCCGGUCGUCACGAAUACAUCCCUGAUAUUUUCUUAUGUGCCGGCCAUGAAACGGGAGGUAAAGAUUCGUGUCAAGGAGAUAGCGGGGGGCCGUUACAAGUUCGCGGAAAGGAUGGAAGGUAUUUCUUAGCCGGAAUAAUAUCCUGGGGGAUUGGAUGCGCUGAAAAAAAUCUUCCGGGGGUUUGUACGAGGAUAUCAAAAUUUGUUCCGUGGAUUUUAAAAAACGUUACGUAAUAAGAGAAAUUAAUAAAGUUGAUGUACCUACAACUACCUUGCGAAGGACGAGCUGGAUCGAAUCCCUCCUCCCAAGAUUUAUUGAUUCAAUGCGGCGACGAUGUCUGUAAAUGAAUUGUCUAGGAAAUUAAUCGAGGAAGAAAAUUGAGGAAAUUGUUUUGGCAGGAAGAGGUUGUUUCCCUCCUUUAAUUUUCAUCGUAUUUUUUUUGGAUAAUCCCAGAUCUAGUCAUGAACGUUUUGUGGAUUAAAUAAAAAUGAGUGUAGUGAAACUUUUUUUUUUGGUAGUUGAGGGUAUAACCAGUGCCCAGAUACCAAAGAUACUUUUUAAAAAAGUGUAAAAAAGUACUCUUGCCUUAAAACUUAAAAGUCUUAAAAGCAACUAUCUUAGCCUUUAUUUUU
Messenger RNA from Onthophagus taurus, 2710 nucleotides. It is a transcript of the gene Sb, whose product is annotated as serine proteinase stubble. NCBI's taxonomy places the organism in Eukaryota, Metazoa, Arthropoda, Insecta, Coleoptera, Scarabaeidae. The record is from RefSeq and is a predicted model, not a curated record. Gene Ontology annotation, molecular function: serine-type endopeptidase activity. Gene Ontology annotation, biological process: proteolysis.